Penicillium oxalicum is the source of this 1266-nucleotide messenger RNA. RefSeq lists its product as uncharacterized. Lineage: Eukaryota; Fungi; Ascomycota; Eurotiomycetes; Eurotiales; Aspergillaceae. Gene Ontology annotation, molecular function: DNA-binding transcription factor activity; transcription cis-regulatory region binding. Gene Ontology annotation, cellular component: nucleus. The transcript has a single exon. Gene Ontology annotation, biological process: positive regulation of transcription by RNA polymerase II. The coding region runs from base 1 to 1266 and encodes 421 amino acids. The record is from RefSeq and is a predicted model, not a curated record.
AUGAUGGCACCGAUUUCCCAGGGCGAAUCGAAUUUGUCACUCUCUCCACUGGAAGACGCAAGUAUAGUUCAAAGCCAUCUUGCUACUUCUCUGAACGCGAAUCUGCUCCACCACUUCUUCUCCACGGUCGUAUCCCGACUGACCUGGCUGGAUAGUGGACCUGCCAACCCUUGGAGACGCCUGAUCCAGCCUCUGGCGUCUAAAUCGAGUCGCCUGAAAUUAUCAAUUGCUGGCCUUGCUGCGGCUCAUUUGGCCGCGACAGUGUCUGAAGAAAGCCAGUCCUCCUUUUUCUUGCAAAUGAACCAUUCUCUGCGCACUGAGACCGUGAAAGAUCUCAGCCACGGGCUGCGCAUCGAGUUGGACCCUUACCAAGCGAUUCCAAAUACAGAUAGAUCAUCGGAGUCUGAAAUACUGGAGAUGCUAGCCAGUGCUCUGGUGCUUUGUUACUCAGAGAUGCACAUCCCAAGCUCGAUGGACUGGGGCUUACAUCUGAGAGCAUGUCGUGCUAUGAUUGAGAGAUACUAUCUACUGUCACGGUCAAAAAGCCUCGAUGACUCAUUAUCAAACUUCCUGGUCAAAGAGGUUGCUGACUUGGAGACCUUUGGUAAUCUGGCCGGGACUUAUGAUACAAAUAGCACGGCUAUAGACAGAAAUUUGAAACUGGCACUUCACAGCAAUUUGUGGACAUUCACGGCAUUGAUCGAUGAAAUUUCCACGGCAGAAAGGCUGAAUUGUCGCUGGACAGGUACGACCCACAGUGUGGGCGACCCGGAUAUGAAUGGAUGGCACGACAAGCUUGACGCAGCUUAUGACCGUGCAACAGAGAUGGUCACUUCGCUACCUGACUGCGAGGUAGCUCAAGAUGUGUUUCGUCUGGUGAUUGACUCGCAUUAUUAUGCCACUUUGCUCUACUGCUAUCAAUGCCUCACUUUGCCUGGGGAACAUGAGCAGCGAAAACAGGAGUUCUGUGAUGUACUAUGGCACACUAUUCAAUCUGUCACCGAAAGAUCCUCAGCUGCGUUCAUCCAUGAUCUCUUCUUCCCAUUGUUCAUCGUCGGCACUCAAUGUGUACAUGAUCCGCAAAGACAGGCAUUGGUGGAAGCAGUCUUCCUGCGAACCAUGUAUGCUACAGGCUUCUGGUGCAAUCAAACUGCGUUGCAAAUGCUUCGGUUCUACUGGCAACACUCGGACAAGACAAUCGACGAGAACUGGGUUCGAUUCGCCCGGCGAAAUGCUGCUACCAUUGGCCCGUUUGUGAUUUUUUGA